Effrenium voratum is the source of this 1355-nucleotide messenger RNA. The record is from the annotation of a GenBank genome assembly. Lineage: Eukaryota; Dinophyceae; Suessiales; Symbiodiniaceae.
UGAAAAGCUUUGAUGCUGGGCAUGACGUGACAUCGCAUCUUGUGGCGUCAAGUGCAGUCGCAGCCAUGUCGCACGCGACGUACCAGAACAAAUGGGUGGAGUGCAUGCAGGAGCUCAUGGAGCAGGUGCAGAUCGAGUACCUGCCGGUGGACGCCAAGGAGAACGGCCAGCACUUCGAGCCCGGGUUUCAGCACUUCGCCCUGCUGUACAUCAAGUAUUUGCAGAUCUACAGGAAAUUGGAGGAGUGCCACGACCAGAUGGUGCACCCGCAAAAGCGUGGCAGCAUCAAGAAGGUCCUGAAGAGCACAAUCAUCCGAAUACUUGAGUUGAAGGAGCAGCUCAUCACCUUCAACCUGCGGCCCCUGAACCGCUUCGUGGCCUUAGACGAGGUUUUGACCGACCUCAAGCUGAACCCGGAGACUGUGGAAUGGAAGGUGCCUCGCUACUUUCUCGACGGCAAGGAGUGCCGGGAGGAGAUCGAAGACAAGCAGCACAAGAUCGACCACUGGCUGGGAGUCUUCGGCAUGCCCUUGGAUCCAGACGACCUCCUGGACAAGAAGGACCCCUUUGAGGUCGGCUUCACCAAAGAUCAGGCAGCCGCCAUCGUUCAGAAGAAUGUGCGAGGCCGGAUGAGCAUUAUGAAGGAUCGCCGGGUGCAGUUCUUCAAGGCCUCCAGGAAGGCUGCCUCCAAGAAGCAGGAGAAGGAGAAUGAGGGCGACCCACUGGAAAGCCAGGUUCUGGCGGCCACUCGCAUCGCAGCGCACUGGAAGCGCAAGGUGGAACGCAGGCGCUUUCUGAAGAUGCGCGAGGAGGAGUUCGAAUUCCUCGGAAUGGCUCCUCCCAAGAAGGACAAGGGCGACGCUGAUGUGGUCGUGGAGAUGCAGAAGCAGAGGGAGAACAGGAAGAAGAUGCAGGAAGAUUCAGAUGACGUGUUCGAGAAGGCUCUGAAGCAGCAGCUGGAGUGGCUGCAGAAGAAGAAGGGAGCAGACAUCAAGGCUGAGCUGCUGGAGGAGCGGCGCCAGUGGAUCCUGGACUACUGCCAGAACCCCGAGCACGGCAAAGAGUUUCCCGAGAAGUUCGAUGAGUUCUACCAGCGCUUUGACAAAGCGCAGGAUGACGACGAAGGAGAGAAGGGGAAGGAUGGCAAGAAGGGCAAGGAUGCCAAGGGCAAGGAUGACAAAGCCAAAGGGAAGGGCGCCAAGGGCGGCAAGAAAGGGAAGGACGCGGAAGCGGAAGAGGAGCCGCUGGAGGUGCCGGAGUGGCCCAUGCGUAGCCCUCGCGGAUGGGAGGGCGGGCUACGCGAGGGCCAGCCGGGGCCCUGGUUUCUCUUGGGCCGGUUCCAGGGCAAAACUUAA